AUGUCAGGACUUCACUGUACGUUGGCCCCGUCGCUUACAACCCUCGCCCCACAACCCUCGCCCCACAGCCUUUGCCCUACAACCCUCGCCCCACAACCCUCACCCCAUAACCCUCUCUCUACAACCCUCGCCCCACAGCCCUCGUUCACAGCCCUCACCCCACAACCCUCACCCACAACCCUCACCCACAACCCUCGCCCCACAACCUUCACUCCACAACCCUCUCUCUACAACCCUCGCCCCACAAUCCUCACCCCACAACCCUCACCCCACAACCCACUCUCUACAACCCUCACCCCACAACCCUCGCCCACAGCCCUCGCCCCACAACCCUCGCCCACAACCCUCGCCCCACAAACCUCGCCCACGGCCCUCGCCCCACAACCCUCGCCCCAAGACCCUCGCCCCACAACUCUCUCCCCACAACCCUCGCCCCACAACCCUCAACCCGCCAGGCUGUGCUGCGGAGCACGCAUCCUACGCAUCCAGUUCUUGCGUAGAUCGCAUCGCCAAUUUCAGCACCAUUACGCUUCCAAUUGA
This is a messenger RNA of Hyalella azteca, 540 nucleotides long. Its product is annotated as extensin-like. The coding region runs from base 1 to 540 and encodes 179 amino acids. The record is from RefSeq and is a predicted model, not a curated record. The transcript has a single exon. NCBI's taxonomy places the organism in Eukaryota, Metazoa, Arthropoda, Malacostraca, Amphipoda, Hyalellidae.